Messenger RNA from Cucurbita maxima (winter squash), 1739 nucleotides. RefSeq names its product 26S proteasome regulatory subunit S10B homolog B-like. Gene Ontology annotation, biological process: positive regulation of RNA polymerase II transcription preinitiation complex assembly. The transcript has 9 exons. Gene Ontology annotation, cellular component: cytosolic proteasome complex; proteasome regulatory particle, base subcomplex. NCBI's taxonomy places the organism in Eukaryota, Viridiplantae, Streptophyta, Magnoliopsida, Cucurbitales, Cucurbitaceae. The coding region runs from base 72 to 1376 and encodes 434 amino acids. The record is from RefSeq and is a predicted model, not a curated record. Gene Ontology annotation, molecular function: ATP hydrolysis activity; proteasome-activating activity; ATP binding.
UCUAAAUUUUGGAAACAUAGGGCUUCUUGCUCUUCAAGCUUUACUCAGAAAACUCGAUUCCGACUGCAAAAAUGGCGGAUGGAGAAGAAGCCGCACGGCGUCAUUCCGCUCUCAAUGACUACCGCAAGAAGCUCCUUCAGCACAAAGAACUCGACGCUAGAGUCCGAUCUCUGAGGGAGAAUUUGCGAGGUGCAAAGAAAGAAUUUAACAAGACGGAGGAUGACUUGAAGUCUCUGCAAAGCGUUGGGCAGAUUAUUGGAGAAGUUCUCAGGCCACUUGACAAUGAACGCUUGAUUGUCAAAGCAAGCAGUGGACCAAGAUAUGUGGUUGGAUGCCGUAGUAAGGUGGAUAAGGAAAUAUUGACUUCUGGUACUAGAGUGGUACUUGAUAUGACAACACUCACCAUUAUGAGGGCUCUUCCACGAGAAGUAGAUCCAGUUGUGUAUAAUAUGCUGCAUGAAGAUCCGGGUAAUGUUAGCUAUUCUGCUGUGGGCGGUUUGUCCGAUCAGAUUAGAGAAUUGAGGGAGUCUAUUGAGCUACCUCUCAUGAAUCCUGAGCUUUUCCUUAGGGUUGGCAUCAAACCUCCUAAGGGUGUGCUUCUCUAUGGUCCUCCUGGUACUGGCAAGACAUUGUUGGCCAGAGCAAUUGCAAGUAACAUAGAUGCCAACUUCUUAAAGGUUGUAUCAAGUGCCAUAAUUGAUAAGUACAUUGGAGAAAGUGCAAGGUUAAUACGGGAGAUGUUUGGAUAUGCACGUGAUCACCAGCCCUGCAUAAUUUUUAUGGAUGAGAUUGAUGCCAUUGGUGGGCGGAGAUUCAGUGAGGGAACAAGUGCAGAUCGUGAAAUUCAGCGUACAUUGAUGGAGUUACUUAAUCAGCUUGAUGGAUUUGAUCAGCUUGGCAAGGUCAAAAUGAUAAUGGCCACAAACAGGCCAGAUGUUCUUGACCCUGCACUUCUUCGACCAGGGCGAUUGGACCGCAAAAUAGAGAUUCCUCUGCCUAAUGAGCAGUCCCGAACGGAGAUUCUUAAGAUUCAUGCAGCUGGAAUUGCCAAGCAUGGCGAGAUUGAUUAUGAAGCUGUUGUGAAGCUUGCAGAGGGCUUUAACGGAGCUGAUUUGCGAAAUGUGUGUACUGAAGCUGGAAUGUCAGCUCUUCGUGCCGAACGGGACUAUGUUAUCCACGAAGAUUUCAUGAAGGUAAUCUUAUUUUGUUUUCUCCAGCACUGUGUAGCAUACUCUUCCUUUGUUGAGAUGAGAGAACGCUCUUUCUUCCCGUAUUCACUUUUAUCAUCUUUUGAUGUUCAGGCAGUACGAAAAUUGAACGAAGCAAAGAAACUCGAGUCCAGUGCGCACUACAGCGCUGAUUUUGGGAAGGAGUGAAGUCAUGUAAUUUACCCUUUAGCAACCGAAAACAUUUUCAAGCACAACACAUUCCUUACGGGCGGGAAAACUGAUAUUUUCCUGGUAUCACUGGCGCUCAUCUUUCAACUAUAGGAACGUGCUUGUAUCUGAUCAAAAGAUGGAAGCUAAUGAAUCUUUCAAAACAGUAUGGCUAUUCUUGAUCUUUUCUUUCUUCUUCCAAGCUGAGAGAUGAAUGCCCACUGUGAUUGUCAUUUACCAAACCAUGAUGCCUGUGUGGCUCUGUUUACUGCAUACGGUUGAUCGGUAAGGUUAGUUUAUGAACUGUUUUUAUUUGUAAUAUUGCUGCUCUCGUCGGUAUACAACCUGGAUUUGAUGAACUUG